Paramisgurnus dabryanus is the source of this 2139-nucleotide messenger RNA. RefSeq names its product cholinergic receptor, muscarinic 5a (gene chrm5a). Gene Ontology annotation, biological process: chemical synaptic transmission; adenylate cyclase-inhibiting G protein-coupled acetylcholine receptor signaling pathway; G protein-coupled receptor signaling pathway, coupled to cyclic nucleotide second messenger. Gene Ontology annotation, molecular function: G protein-coupled serotonin receptor activity; G protein-coupled acetylcholine receptor activity. Gene Ontology annotation, cellular component: dendrite; plasma membrane; synapse. The record is from RefSeq and is a predicted model, not a curated record. Lineage: Eukaryota; Metazoa; Chordata; Actinopteri; Cypriniformes; Cobitidae.
UUCAUUCCUACACAACAUUCCGGCUCCCGGAUGUCUCAGGAUUAAUUGCAUCACUCAAUCUGAUGUGCUGGAAUUACAGUUUUACUCUAGUAAAUGUUAUUUUACUACGCUUUACCAAACAAUGCAAAGCUUUGGCUAAAACAUUUCGCACAUUUGGUUUUAUAAUCUGACAUCUAGACAAGCUUGUGAUGCUGCAGAAAUAAAACUGGAUAUUAUUUACCAUGUUUACUCUCUCUCACUACUAUGGAAGUGGAGUUUCAUCUGCAAUGGCAAUAUUGAGCUGAUUCAUUUGAUGAUGGAUGCAGGGAACACAAGCAUCAGCAGAAACAUCUCAGAUGUCCACCUGGUCACACACAGUCUAUGGGAAGUGGUCACCAUAGCGACCGUAUCCGCCAUCGUCAGCUUCGUUACGAUUGUUGGGAAUGUUCUGGUGAUGUUGUCUUUUAAGGUUAACAGCCAGCUGAAGACAGUUAACAACUAUUAUCUGCUGAGCUUGGCCUUCGCAGACCUCAUCAUUGGCAUUUUCUCCAUGAACUUCUACACCUCUUACAUUCUGAUGGGUUACUGGGCUCUCGGUAGUUUAGCUUGUGAUCUGUGGUUGGCUCUGGAUUACGUGGCCAGCAACGCCUCCGUGAUGAACUUACUGGUGAUAAGUUUCGAUCGAUACUUUUCCAUUACGAGACCGUUGACGUAUCGAGCCAAGCGAACGCCGAAGCGAGCGGGCGUCAUGAUCGGUCUGGCUUGGUUGGUGUCGUUGGUUCUUUGGGCUCCUCCUAUCCUGUGCUGGCAGUAUUUUGUAGGUAAGAGAACGGUGCCUGAUAGACAGUGUCAGAUCCAGUUCUUCUCUGAACCCAUCAUCACCUUCGGUACGGCGCUAGCAGCUUUCUACAUCCCCGUGUCCGUCAUGACCAUCUUAUACUGUCGGAUAUAUAAAGAAACCGAGAGGCGCACUAAAGACCUGGCUGAGCUUCGGGGCAUGGACUCUUCAAGGUCCUCCUCCCAUCACCCCGUACCCAAACUGACCACCGCAUCCCAGGACGAGCGCUCAAAAACCGACCAACUUGCCAACUUUAACAGCUACGGCUCUUCUGAAGACGACGAGCGCUCGGUUUACAGACAUCAGGGGAGUAAUGAGACCGAACCCACCGGCGGCUACGAUAAAGAUCUUUGCGUCUUCUCUCCUUCACUCAAAGAAAGAAGCAAGAAAGGCGUUUCUUACAAGUUUAAGGUGGUUUCAAAGAACGACAGUCCGCAGCAGAACACCAUCGGUGAGACAAAAGCCGGGACCUCGUCCUUCUCAUCCGCCGAGUCUAUGAAUGCGUCUUCCUCACCGUCUUCCUCCAAGCCCACACCGAAAAGCCAAAUGAUGACUAAGAGGAAGAGGAUGGUGCUGAUCAAAGAGAGGAAGGCCGCACAGACUCUGAGUGCUAUAUUACUGGCGUUCAUAUUGACGUGGACGCCCUACAACAUCAUGGUGCUCGUCUCCACCUUCUGCUCCGACUGUAUCCCGCUGGCACUCUGGCAUCUGGGAUACUGGCUGUGUUAUGUCAACAGUACAGUCAAUCCCAUGUGUUACGCUCUCUGUAAUAAAACCUUUCAGAAGACCUUCAGGACUCUGCUCUCGUGUCAGUGGAGGAAGAGAAGAGUCGAGGAGAAACUUUACUGGUGUGGACAAAACCCUGCAGUCAGCAACAACAAGUUAACCUGACUGAUAAGAAGACUUAAGAUCAGAGGUCAUCAACCCUCUUCCUCAAGAUCAUAUUUUAGUUCAACACACCUGCCUUUAAUUGGUUAGGUAUGGAAAUGCUUGAUUGCCUGUGUGUUUGAUUGGGGUUGGACAGUAGAUCUCCAGGAACAGGGUUGGUGACCACAGGUUUAGAUGACUACUGUAACAACAUCUCGUUUGAUAAAGUUUCACGUCUAGCGAACAAACACGCCAUCAUAUUUUGGGGUCUGUGAUGAUUUGUGCCUACUAUUGUGUUUGCUGUCACAUUAUGUGCCAUUACUGAGACUGAAGGUUUAAAACAACAGAAGAAAACUUCACAUCCGUCUCCUGAAGAUGUCAUCAAGGUGAAAGUGUUAAAAGUCUCUGGAGAAACUGCUGGGUUUCAUCUUAUUUAUUUUCAUGAUUAUUUUCAU